This is a messenger RNA of Medicago truncatula (barrel medic), 1752 nucleotides long. RefSeq names its product lactoylglutathione lyase. The transcript is spliced from 9 exons. The coding region runs from base 85 to 789 and encodes 234 amino acids. NCBI's taxonomy places the organism in Eukaryota, Viridiplantae, Streptophyta, Magnoliopsida, Fabales, Fabaceae. Gene Ontology annotation, molecular function: lactoylglutathione lyase activity; metal ion binding. The record is from RefSeq and is a predicted model, not a curated record.
CUUCUCCACUCACUAGCGGUUUGGCACUCACCCUCACCUUCUUCAAAAUCACAAGGUAACAAUCUCUCUCUCUCAUAAAUAAGAAUGAUGUCUAUAGCUACAUCAAACUUCCUUUCUCGUUUCCGAUUCAUCGCCAAACACCAAUCUCUCCCUAUUCGAUCACCAGUUUCAAUCCCUUUCCAUUUCUCCCUCAAGAAACAACCGAUUCGUAGAUUUCGAUUUUUCUCAAUGGCUGCUUCGGAAUCAAAGGAGUCACCGGCUAACAACCCUGGUCUCCAUGCAACUGUGGAUGAAGCUACUAAGGGUUACUUCAUGCAACAAACUAUGUUCAGAAUCAAAGACCCCAAAGUUAGCCUUGAUUUUUAUUCUCGUGUUUUGGGCAUGUCUUUGCUUAAGAGAUUGGAUUUUCCUGAGAUGAAGUUCAGCUUGUACUUUAUGGGGUAUGAGGAUACAUCUGAAGCUCCAAGUAACUCGGUUGAUAGAACAGUUUGGACCUUUGCUCAAAAGGCUACGAUUGAAUUGACACAUAACUGGGGUACUGAAAGUGAUCCAGAGUUUAAAGGGUACCACAAUGGUAAUUCCGAUCCUCGUGGUUUUGGACACAUUGGCAUUACUGUUGAUGACACCUACAAAGCAUGUGAAAGAUUUCAGAAUCUAGGAGUUGAGUUUGUUAAGAAACCAGAGGAUGGGAAAAUGAAAGGGAUAGCAUUUAUUAAGGAUCCUGAUGGAUACUGGAUUGAAAUUUUUGACCGGAAAACAAUUGGAAAUGUAACAGGAAGUGCUGCUUAAGAUAAACCCCUUCAGUAAAACCAAAGAUGCAAGUGGAGCAAGCUCCCUAAAGUAAGUUGUCUUUAUUGAACAAGUUGUGUUAUCCCUUGGAUCAUUAGUAAGUUGACAUUAUAAUGUACUUUGUUAGAUUAAGGAUGGAAAAAAAUGAGUACUUACGUUUAAUUUAAACUUGGAAACCUCACGAUUUUCUAUUUUGAUGGAAACCCAAAACUACUACAAUAUUUCUCUCAAAAAACAGUAAACUGAUGCUAUAGAAUUUUCGCCAUAUCAUGGGAAGGGUUGUAUCCUUUUUUGGUCUAUUGCAAUCAACUUUAUUAGAACUAGGUUUGAACCCACCUUAAUCCUACAAAACCAUCUUGAAAGGUGAGGACUUCCCCCACUUAUAUAAGCACAUGUUUAGGCCCGUUCUCAUCCAAUGUGAGACCUCUUAACACACCCUCUCACAACCAGUUUUGAACAUCUGGAGCGUGAUCCGUUAAUGGUAACCUAAUAGGAGGUGGCCCACCAGAUCUUGAAUAGGCUUUGAUACUAGAUUAAAAUUUGAGUUGGGCCUAACUCAAACCUACAAAACCAGCUUGUACGGUGAGGGUCUCCACUUAUUAACACCUGUUGAGGUCUUAUCUCAUUCGAUCCAAUUUGAGACUCUUGACAAACCUUACCUUGUAUGUGCAAGAGAAUGUUUUCUGAACUACGAACCUGUGAUGUAUUUACAGGCCAGAAUUCCAACCAUUGUGCAAGUUUCUUAUAAAAUACUAUCCUCAACAGAAAAAGUUCAUUCUCUGGAAAAUAAGAUUAUAUAAACCUGUAGUGAUUGUUUUAUUGAUUUGUGUAAAAUAUUUUCUGUAACCAAGUAGGAGUGAGUCCAUUCUUUCUAGCUGGAAUGUCUUUGCCAUAUGCUAUAUAAUGAGUUAAAUGUACUUUGAAUCCAUAUAAAACACUGUUUUAGUUAAUCUUCUAUCAAAA